Messenger RNA from Symbiodinium natans, 1956 nucleotides. NCBI's taxonomy places the organism in Eukaryota, Dinophyceae, Suessiales, Symbiodiniaceae. The record is from the annotation of a GenBank genome assembly.
AUGCUGGGUGGCUGGGCCGGAAGGGCGUAUUUCGGGUUGGCCUUCCUAAUCCACUUUGCUCGGCGAAGGGGCAGCCUCUACUUUGUGGAUUGCAGCGCGGUUUCCGUCAAAGGCGCGCGGAUCUUUGGGCGUCGUGCUUACCCGGGCCUUCUAGACCUGGCGAAGGAAGGGACGCUGGUGUUCAACAACGUGGAUAAGCUGAACAAGGCUCUCCUGCCGAGAGUUGUCCAGCUGGCCCUGAAUGGGACGUAUUGGUCCAAGGCGCGUGAGAUGGAGAUGCAAAGCAAGCUCAAAGUGAUCUUGAUUGCUGAGGAGCGGGCCACGUGGCUCGAGUUCGCCUCGGGUCCCAAGGUAGCUCAAAUCAAGGUGCCAUCGCUGCGCGUGAGGCGCCAGGAUAUUGAGAGCAUGGUCCGGUACGAGCUACGACGAGUCACCCGAGGUACUGGGCAGCCGAUACCUGCCAUAGAGCCUCAAGCUUUGAAGAGACUGCAAGCCUAUGACUUUCCCAACAACGUCAGGGAGCUGUUCUUUUUGGUUGACAACGCGUAUCGCAACAUGGACCCGGGAGGCACCAUCACUUCAGAUCUCCUCUGGACGGCGCAGAACGCGAAGAAGCUGGACUUGUUUAAGGUGAACCUCCUGGACAUUUAUCCAGGCUUGCGAGGCUUCUUGCAAUCGGACUGGCUGGAACGCUUGAACCAUGGAUUCACCAAGUAUGCCUUUGCGGCCUUUGUGAUCCUUCUGUUUGUAGGACCGCAGACCUUUGCGGACAACUUCGGCCUAAAUCUUUUCUGGGCCUGGUGGUGGCCGGGCAUCUUGCUCACAUACCCCAUUGUGGGACGCUUCUGGUGCGCCAUCUGCCCUUUCAUGAUCUAUGGGGAGGUGGUGCAGCGAUGGCGGCUGGGUCAGGGGGCCGUCCUCCAGAAGUGGCCAACCCGGCAGCUGGAAGACUACGGACCUUGGUUCCUUUUCCUCCUCUUCUUCGGCAUCCUCCUGUGGGAGGAACUGUGGGUAUUGGAAAACACUGCAUACUUGUCCUCUUGCCUUCUGCUCCUGAUCACCUUCGGCGCCAUGGUGGGCUCUUGGUUCUUUGAGCGGCGCGUUUGGUGUCGCCAUCUCUGCCCCAUCGGCGGCAUGAAUGGCCUCUACGCCAAGUUGGCACUGACCGAGCUCCGUUCCCAACAGGGGGAGUGCAAGGCCUCGUGCUCAACUUUCCACUGCUACAAGGGUGGGCCCGAAGAGGGCGAAGGGCAGGAAACGAAUGGCUGCCCGCUCUACUCACACCCUGCCAGUCUGAAAGACAACAAGAACUGCGUGCUUUGCUUCACGUGCCUGCGGGCCUGCCCGCAUCGCACGGUACAGGUGAAUCUCCGCGCUCCCGGGAUAGACUUUGGCUUCCCGUUUCUGUUUCCGAUUCCCGGAACAAACGCCUCAUCUCAGCAUGAGCCAAGCUUGCCAGAGCUGGCACUGCUCUUCCUUCUGUUGGGCGCAGUGUUCUGCCACCACCUACAGGACCUCGUAGUGCAAGCUGGCGCGCCACCAACACUGCUGGACGAUUUCGCGGUGCAUUCAGCGUUGGCAGUGGCUAGGAUGAGCUUGGGCCCUCGUAUCUUUGUCUGGCUUCUGGAUCGGCUGGCCCGGAGUUGCAGUGCUUUGGUGUAUCCGGAUCAGAAGGUCUUGAAUGACUUCGUGGCUUUGGGCUACAGCUACCUGCCCCUCACGUGGCUUGCUUCCCUGGCGCACUAUCUGAAACUCGGCUUGGUGGACGCCGGGAAGGUUCUCCCCACCGCUGCCCGCACCUGCGGCUUUUUUGCGGCGGGGUUGGCCCAGCUCCCUGGCAGAAGCUGGGGUGUAUCGAGGAUGCCUGGGGCUGCGCGGGGGGCAUUUGAGAUAUGCAUUUUUCGGUGUAGUCUUUCAUUUUGGUUCGCAGAUGCUUUGAGUUGGCGCGGGGCGUGA